CGGGUGUCCGAGCGCCUCGAGCUGGCCGUGCUCUACAAGGAGUACGCGCCCGACGACCUCGUCUACCAGCACAAGAUCAAGGACCUGCUGCAGAAGUACUCAUACAUCCGCAAGACGCGGCCGGACGGGAACUGCUUCUACCGCGCCUUCGGCUUCGCCCACCUCGAGGCGCUACUGGGCGACCGCACCGAGCUGCAGCGGUUCAAGGAGAUCUCGGCCAAGAGUAAGGAGGAGCUGGUGUCUCAGGGCUUCACCGAGUUCACGAUCGAGGACUUCCAUAACACGUUCAUGGAGCUGAUUGAGCAGGUGGAGCGGGGCGUGGCGCCAGGCGAGCUCCUGGCCGCCUUCAACGAGCAGAGCACGUCCGACUACCUGGUGGUCUACCUGCGGCUGCUAACGUCCGGGCACCUGCAGCGCCACGCCGCCUUCUUCCAGCACUUCAUCGAGGGCGGGCGCGGCGUCAAGGAGUUCUGCCAGCAGGAGGUGGAGCCCAUGAGCAAGGAGAGCGACCACAUCCACAUCAUCGCGCUGGCGCAGGCCCUGCAGGCGCCCGUGCGCGUCGAGUACAUGGACCGGGGCCGCGGCGCCACCAACCCCCACGUCUUCCCCGAGGGCGCUGCACCCCGCGUCUGCCUGCUCUACCGUCCCGGCCACUACGACAUCCUGUACCCCUGACCUCCAACCCCCGCCCCCCCCCUCUGCCUGCUGUACCGCCCCGCCUGCUGCAGCCUCCUCUCCCCAACCCCAUCUCUGCCUGCUCCACUGCCCCAGGAACUGCCCCUGCCACAGACAGAGGUGACCAUGGACCCCCAGCUGCCCCAGCCCCUCCCUCCAGCCCCAUCAACUGCCCUGGUCCCCUGCCACCUGUUCCCUGCACCUGCCCCAGUGCAUCCCCCCACACGUGUCUGUGCUGGUGCUGGGGAAACUAUAUCCCCCCAAGCUCCCCCU
Messenger RNA from Alligator sinensis (Chinese alligator), 948 nucleotides. It is a transcript of the gene OTUB1, whose product is annotated as OTU deubiquitinase, ubiquitin aldehyde binding 1. Gene Ontology annotation, cellular component: nucleus. The transcript is spliced from 5 exons. Gene Ontology annotation, molecular function: ubiquitin binding; cysteine-type deubiquitinase activity. The annotation marks the transcript as partial. The record is from RefSeq and is a predicted model, not a curated record. Gene Ontology annotation, biological process: protein K48-linked deubiquitination; negative regulation of double-strand break repair. NCBI's taxonomy places the organism in Eukaryota, Metazoa, Chordata, Crocodylia, Alligatoridae.